CAUAAUUAUGGCGGCUGUGAAGUUGUAAUUUGUGAAAACGAGAAAUUUCAAGCGUUGAUCUUAUUCUAAUGGUAGGAUGACACCUUUUGUCGAAGGAUGGGAUUUUGUAGAGACGCUGGGUGAAGGUGCUUAUGGCGAAGUAAAACUAGCAGUGAACAGAGAAACGGAGCAGGCGAUUGCUGUGAAAAUUAUCGAUGUGGAGAAAGCUGCUGAUUGCUACGAUAAUGUCAGGAAAGAGAUUUGUAUUCAUCGCAUGCUCCAAGAUGUUCACGUUAUUCGGUUUUACGGACAAAGAACUGAAGGGAAGAAACAGUAUCUGUUUCUGGAGUGCGCCGGCGGUGGAGAAUUAUUUGACAGAAUAGAACCUGAUGUUGGAAUGCCUCUUUCACAAGCUCAUCGCUACUUCAGGCAGCUUAUUGAGGGCGUGGAGUAUCUUCACAAGCAAGGUGUCACACACAGAGACAUAAAGCCUGAGAACCUUCUGUUGGAUGCUGAUGAUAAUUUAAAGAUCACUGAUUUUGGCUUGUCAACGGUAUUCCGACACAAAGGAAAGGAACGUCUACUAGGAAAAUGUUGUGGGACACCUCCCUAUGUUGCUCCUGAGGUUCUUUUAAAGGGUGAAUAUAGAGCUGAGCCUGCAGACAUUUGGUCUUGUGGUAUUGUUCUUGUCGCAAUGUUGGCAGGAGAGCUUCCAUGGGAUGAACCAACAAAAUCAAACAAAGAGUAUAAUGACUGGCUCAAUGGCAGAGUAAACAGGACACCUUGGUGCAAAAUGGACCCACAGUCAUUAGAUUUCUUGUCAGAAAUUCUUGUGGAAAAUGCUAAAAGGAGGUUAACAAUACCACAAAUAAAGAAAGAACGAUGGUUUUCUAGAUCAAUAAGUACAUCAAGAAGUCCAAGAGAUGGGUGUUCUCCAGGGAACACACCCACAGGUACAGGAACAUUUAAGAGAAGAUGUACUGAAGCAGAUGUUUCUUCUCCACAACGACCAAAAAGAUACAAGGAUCACAUAUCUGCCUCUCAGCCUGAGCCCCGCAGACUGGACAGUGGUAUUGGGAGUGGUGCAUUGGAGCUUGUUGAUGACGAGGCGACAGUGAAUGGACUGUGUUUCUCACAGCCGGUCCAUCUGGAUCACAUGUUACUAAGCACACAGAUGCAGUCUACUCCUGGAACAUCACAGAGUCCAUUCCAGAGUCUGGUUAAGCGUAUGACUCGUUUCCACACAAAGAGGAGUGCAGACAAGACACUUCACAAGUUAAAGGAAGUCUUGGACAAACUUAAAUAUAGCUUUACUGUGAAUUCUCCUCGUCAGGUCACAAUAUUGACAACUGACAGACGACAAAAUAAACUGAGUGUUAAAGUAAACCUCAUUGAUAUGCAUCCCUCUCUGUUGGUGGACUUCAGAUUAUCCAAGGGUGAUGGUUUAGACUUCAAGCGUCACUUCCUGAAGAUUAAGGCUCAACUAAAGGACAUUAUUGACAGGUAGCAGGUGAAAUUACUGUGGAUGCCACAAGACAAUGGGUGCAUUUAAGGACUCUCUUGUGCCAAAAUACAUCCCAGCAUGUACUGUUCCCUGUGAACUACUAAGAGCCCUCAUUGUUGUUGUUCCUGUUGCUUUUUUUUAGCUUAAACAAAUAUAUUUAAAAAGAUAACUAAGGGAUUUAUACAAAAAACAAAUGAAAGAGUUAGAGAUAUACCUGUUCCUGUUCAUAAGAAAUUUUCUAUAACUUACAUAAGACCAUGUUUUGUACAUGUAUUUAAUCACGUGCAAAGAUGGAAGCAUUUAAAUUGUAUUCAUAUGGGUUUGGGGUAAGGUUGC
Pocillopora verrucosa is the source of this 1819-nucleotide messenger RNA. Its product is annotated as serine/threonine-protein kinase Chk1. Gene Ontology annotation, cellular component: cytoplasm. The record is from RefSeq and is a predicted model, not a curated record. NCBI's taxonomy places the organism in Eukaryota, Metazoa, Cnidaria, Anthozoa, Scleractinia, Pocilloporidae. Gene Ontology annotation, molecular function: protein serine/threonine kinase activity; ATP binding. Gene Ontology annotation, biological process: protein phosphorylation; DNA damage checkpoint signaling.